Messenger RNA from Megalobrama amblycephala (Wuchang bream), 1314 nucleotides. RefSeq lists its product as uncharacterized. The transcript has a single exon. The record is from RefSeq and is a predicted model, not a curated record. Bases 124 to 1314 code for a protein of 396 amino acids. Lineage: Eukaryota; Metazoa; Chordata; Actinopteri; Cypriniformes; Xenocyprididae.
UUGAGAAAACUUGCUGAAGAUUACAAAGAUUGUUUUCCAAACAAAGUCUUGAAUACAAUCCAGCAUAACUUCUAUGUAGAUGACUGUUUAACAUCUGUUCCCACUGAAGUGGAGGCACUUCACAUGGUUAAAGACUUAACUGCAGUCUGUUCUAAAGGAGGAUUCCAGCUAUCCAAAUGGAUGAGUAAUAGCCGUAAGGUAUUAGCAAGUAUUCCAGAAGAACGUCUGUCAAAAGCAACCAAAGAUCUCAACCUGGAUAAAGACAAUCUGCCUGUAGAAAGAACGCUUGGGUUGCACUGGUGUGUGGAAUCGGAUGCAUUUAUGUUUAAGAUUGCCAUAAGCGAAAGACCACACACAAGACGAGGCAUUUUGUCAGUUAUCAGUUCAAUCUACGAUCCUUUGGGAUUUCUCUCACCGCUACUACUGCCUUCGAAGUUGUUGUUGCAGGAGUUAUGUAGAAGAAACAUUGGAUGGGACAAUGAAAUGCCACAGUCACUUUUAUGUCAGUGGUCAGAGUGGCUGCAAGAUCUCAACAAGGUAGCUAUGGUAAAGGUGGACAGAUGUAUCAAGCCGAAGGAGUUUGGAAAGAUCGAGUUGGCUCAAUUGCAUCACUUUUCAGAUGCAAGUGAAUGUGGUUAUGGAACAGUCUCUUACUUGCGUCUGGAAGAUGAAAACAAAGAAGUGAGACUUUCCUUUAUGCUUGGAAAAUCUAGAGUUGCUCCUUUAAAGCAGAUAACCAUACCCAGACUUGAACUUGCAGCUGCUGUUUUAGCAGUCAAAAUUGACAAGAUGCUCAAGAAGGAACUUCAACUGGAUUUGGCCAAAUCAGUGUUUUGGACGGACAGCCAAACUGUAUUGAAAUACAUAGCCAAUGAUGCCAAGAGGUUUCAUACAUUUGACAAGACAAAUAGAGUGUCAGUCAUCAGGGAUGCAACAGAUGUUGUACAAUGGAGACAUAUUGGAACAAAAUUAAAUCCUGCUGAUGAUGCCUCUAGAGGCAUGUCCAUUGAACAUUUUUUGAAAGCCAACAGAUGGAUACAAGGUCCAGACUUUCUAUUGGACGUCCCAGAGAAAUGGCCUCAUUCGUAUAUUGACCGAGGCUUAAAGGAUGAUCCAGAGGUUAAAAAGGACACAGUGGUAGUAGCUGCCAUUUCCAAAUGUUCUGACAGUGCCACUCAUCAACUUUUGAACUCUUUUUCUGAUUGGAGAAAAUUGAAAACUGCAGUGGCAUGGGUUUUAAAGUUCAAAGAAGUGCUUUUGAAGCUCAAGCAACACAGAAAGUUUAUUCCAGUCCUCAUUUACUUCUGGGACUAA